Cavenderia fasciculata is the source of this 2892-nucleotide messenger RNA. It is a transcript of the gene gxcHH, whose product is annotated as pleckstrin domain-containing protein. Gene Ontology annotation, molecular function: guanyl-nucleotide exchange factor activity; protein binding. The record is from RefSeq and is a predicted model, not a curated record. The transcript has 5 exons. Bases 1 to 2892 code for a protein of 963 amino acids. Lineage: Eukaryota; Evosea; Eumycetozoa; Acytosteliales; Cavenderiaceae.
AUGAAAGAUGACGAUGAUUUAGAUGUCGACAUUGAAAGAUUCAAUAAACUGAAAAAGAAAUCAUCUUCAUCUCUGGAUGUAUCAUCAUCAGCUGAUAAUAAUAUUAUUAGUAAACAAGAAAAGAAAGAACUUAAAGAAAGAGAAAAGGAAAGAGAAAAGAAGGAAAAAGAGGAAAAGAAGAAAUUAAAAUCAUCUUCUAAGAAGAUUAAUACUUCUUCAAAUGGUGAUUCUUCCUCUUCCUCCUUUUCAUCAGCACAACUUGAAAUUAGUACACCAAGUGGAUUUAAACAAACAACUACACCACCAAUACCAUCUGCAUUAACAAAACCAUCAAUAUUUACUUUGAUACAAUCACCAGUAUCUGAUUAUAGUAGUAGUAAUGAUGAUAUUAGUAAUAAUAAUAAUAAUAAUAAUAAUAACGAACAAUAUAUUGAACCAGAACCAGAAUUAGAGGAACCUGAACAUUAUUAUUAUAGUGGUAAAAAAGAGAAAUUAUAUUACAAGGUAUCACCACAACUAUUACAAGAUGUAUUGAAAUGGGAAGAGAAAAAGACAAGUUAUCAAAAGGCAAUAGAUGGUCUAUUGAAAAAGAAAACUCAAAUGUUGGAUCUAUUAUUCAAUGACUACUUGGAAGAGAUGAUUCCAAUACUCGAUCAACACAACUUUGAUGCUCAAUUCAAGAAUGAAAUCAUUGGUCGUGAACGUGAAAGAUUGGAAGCAUCUAAACUUAAAUUAUUUGGUUCUGGUAAUGCUUCCAUUACUGCUUUGGAAACUCAAAUCUCUCAAAGGAAAAAAGAAAUUAAUAUGCAUAAUAAAAUAACAUUAAUUCAAUCAGUUGUUAGAGGAUGGUUACAAAAGAGGAGAUAUCAAGAAAUGAAAAAGAGAAUUGAAAGAAGAAACAAAUGUGUAUUGGAGAUUAUAGAGACUGAAAGAACCUAUGUCAAUAGUUUAAAUAUCAUUAUGAAUCAAUUUUUGGCACCUCUUCAAACCAUUCGAAAGGAUCUCUUGUCACAAUCUGAAAUUAGUAGCAUCUUUUCAAAUUGUUCAUCACUUCAAGGAAUUCAUCAAGAACUCUUGGAAUCGCUGGAAAAGAAAUGGAAGAAUUGGGAUCAUCAUCAAUCCACUAUUGCCGAUAGUUUUCAACCACUCAUUCCCUACCUCAAACUGUACAUUCAAUAUAUCAACAAUUUCAACAAUGCUAUCAAUACAUUAAACGAUUGUAAAAAAAGAGAUUCAAAAGUAAAUCAAUUCUUUUUUAAAGACUGUAAAAAUAAUGUACAAUUAAAAAAUAAAGAUUUCCUUGAUCUUCAAAUUCAACCAGUACAAAGAAUCCCAAGAUAUAAAUUAUUAUUAAUGGAAUUAUUAAAAAAUACACCAACAAUUCAUAAAGAUUUUGAUUUAAUUACCAAAGCACUUAGAGCAGUUCAAGAUGUAGCAUCAUCAAUCAAUGAAAGUAAAAGAAAUGCAGAAGGUUUGGAAAAAAUGAUUCAAAUUCAAGCUUCAUUAAUUCAAACAAAUAUUGAAUUAGUUCAACCAUAUAGAAGACAUUUAAAAGAUGGAAUAAUAAUGUUUGAAAAGAGAGGAGUAUUAAAAGAACGUGUAUUAUUCCUAUUUAAUGAUUCAUUAUUGUUGUGUAAAAAGAGACCAAAUAUAAUGAGUGGAACAUUGUUUGAUACAUCGCCUCGAUACUCGAUUGCUACACAUCUCAAACUAGCCAGUUGUAUUGUUUUACCAACUGAACAACCACAACAUUCUCUCAAAUACAAAGAUGCAAGUGGUAUGGUUCAAAAUGGAUCGUCCGAUCAGACUCUUAAAUCCAUAUCCUAUGGGUUUGCUGUGUUGGGAAGAGAACAUCUUUAUUUCUACACUAAAAAUGCAAUUGAACAAUUGGAAUGGAUCGAGUUGAUCAAGGGUAUUGUCAAGGAAAUUGAUCGUAACCACUCUACACUCAGAAAGGAGGAAGCAGAAGAUGCAGGUGACCAAAUGUUGGUACGUGAAAGUCAUUCAAGAUUGAGUACAAUGAUCGACGGAUCAAUGUCUGGAACUGUUCCCAAUCCAAAUAGAUUAUCAACUCGUAUUAUUGAAAGAGAAUCAAGAGAUCAAUUACAACAACAACAACAACAGGGUCCAAUAGUCAUUGAAAGAACAUCUAGAAAUUCAUCCUCACCUCCAAAUAAUAAUACUUUACUUGCUUCUUCAUUGACAACCCAACAAGUUUCCUCUUUUUCUUCUUCUUCUUCUUCUUUACUUGCAAAUAGUAUUGGUAAUACUAGUCCACCAUUACAACAACAACAAUCAUUUGGUAGAACGAGUAAUUUGUCAACAACAUUUUCAACUAUAUCAUUAUUACAACAAUCUUCAUCAUCAUCACCACCAUUACCAUCAUACCAAAACAAAUCAAUUAGAGAAUUGAUAGAUAUUAUCGCUCAAUUGAAUGAUUUGUACCAACAAUUAUUUUCACCACUAGAUUCACUUCAAUCUGUAUUUUCAGAGUAUAUCAAACAUAUUCAAUCGGCAAACAUGAACCAAACACUUGCAAAUAUUUCGACCAUCCUAAACAAGAUUGUUGGACUAAAACGACGAUCGGUUGAAUUAAUGAGAGAAGAGAAUCUAACCAAACAACUUCAAGAUGUAAUAGUCCAAGGAAAAGAAAACAUUGGAGCUUACAAUGAAUGGGUAAAGAGAGCUCAUCCAAAUCCCAACGAUCCAGCCAGUCAACAACCUCGGUUCCUUGUUAUCAAUCUUAUGAAAUGGUACAACACGUUACAUGGAACAUGGAGAAUGAUUUUGGAUUUUGAUUCUUCAUUAUCUUCCUCUUCAAACAAUAUGUCUCCUCCCAAUGCUUUUUCAUCUCCAUUAUCAUCAACCAUUUCAACUAGUUCUUUGGUUUAA